Porites evermanni is the source of this 3098-nucleotide messenger RNA. Lineage: Eukaryota; Metazoa; Cnidaria; Anthozoa; Scleractinia; Poritidae. The record is from the annotation of a GenBank genome assembly.
AUGUCUUUGAUUUUGUGUUUAGUUUCUUGUAGGGUUGGUAAUGCUACUCCGAAGCAAAAUGAUCAACGUGUUGUCUUUUACGUGUUUGGAUCAGAGGGCAUCUACAUCGUAGAUCCAAAGACCAAAGCUAUUUUGUCUACAAUCGGUCCUGAUAGGGUUUGUACCAAAUCAAAUAACAGGUAUUCCAGGUGAGCAUGCCUAAACAAUAAUGUUUGCCGAAAUUUUUCACAUUCCUUGCGUUGAUGUAAAUAUAUAUCUAGCAUGAGAGGCAGUGUUUCAUCACCAGAUGAGACAAGACUGAAAGACUGAGAAGAGAGUUGAAAAUACGACGCGCAGGUGCAGCGGAGUAUUUUUGACGAACUUCGAGGUGUUUCAUCUGGUGAUGAAACAUUGUGUCGCAAUGCUUGAUUUUACUUCUCAAACACUGAAAAUGAUUUUACAAGGAGAGAUCAAGGAUGCAAAAAUGAGCAGUUUUUCAUCUGAUUUCCAAACACUCAUUAAACAUUAAUUUCCGUUGAAUUUUCUUUUUGACUUAUUAAUGAGUUUGAGAAUACAAUAGAAAUUGUGAUAUCUUCUGUAUUUUACCAGGGAUAACUGUUCGUUCGGUCGCAAUACAGUGGUGAGAGACAAACUCAUCUUCUUCAGCGACAUGCCUGGGAAUCGGGUUCACGUUAUUGAUGCGCAGGAGCAAAAGGUAAAUAGCUUUCUCCAAUUUGUAACUCUGUACUAAGGUCGACAAAGCAGAUGAUGAGUUCAUUAACAAAUAACUCUCUCCGUUCAUGUUUUCCGUCUUAAGUCGAAAACCGGAAGGCCCCAAAUUAGCCUAACGGUUAUAUUCUCGCACCUCAUAACUUCGUUGCUGUUUGCUGGCGUCAUCAGUUACAACACAUACUCGGGAAAAAUAGAAAUCUGUUAGCAACCUCAUCCCCAGGGUCUUCUCGUUUUCUAAUAUGUCGGAGGCCAUAUCGAAAAACGAGUCGAGAAGAUCCUUUGGACGAGGUUGAUCUGAGAGUUAACCAUGCCUUUUGUUGCCACCAUGUAAACAGUCGCGUAACGAUUGGUAAACGAUCACCCGAACUAGUGUGGACCACAACAUUGAACGUGUUUACACGGGUUACCAAAUAAGUGUGUACGUGGUCUGAAGCUAUACAUGUAAAAUAGACGUAAACCGAUUGUACAGCUGUUUCGAGAAAGUUUAGUUGAAAAAAGCGUAAAAGUGAACGGGACAAUCUAGCCUCAAGAUAAUCUUGGACCAGUGAAUUUAAUUAAGUCAAAUAAAUGAAUGAAUAUCAAACUCACUUUUGGCAGUCCGCAUAGCGACGAUCUUAGAUCGUGGGCCAUAUGGACGACGAAGGUUUUGGGCUGUCAUACUGUAAAUACCAUUUCGAUUCGAACGUUUGAAAACUUUGCAAGAUAGAGAACUGUAUUGGCCCGCUUUGUCUAAAAACUCCCAAGGAUCGUUAAAAAAACGAUGAGAGAAAACAAGUCAGGACACUGUGUAUACAACUGUAAAAUGGCCAAUUAAUAUCAACAUUUUGCCUCCAAAGGUCGUGGAAACAAUCCCAACAGAGGGCUACCCGUAUGAUUUGUACUACUUACAUUGGCUGAAGGAGGUCUGGGUACAUGCCUGGACCAGCUCUACUUUUGACGUCAUCAACACCGAUGGAAGCCUGAAAAAGACGCACAAGGCUAUCAAGGCGCAUGUGCAACCAGGUCAGUACAGAGUGUUGGUUGAGUGUUGGCGUCAUUUUUUUGUGUGUAACCAGUGAAAAACGAAAUCUGAGCUUAUCUUAACGUAUCAUAAAUUUCAACUUUUUCUCGGCGGAUUGCAUCUUUUAAAAGAUUGAAAGAGUUUAGCCUCACCGCGCAAGGCAACAGUUGUAAGUUCGUCCUGCGAAUUUUACGGAUCUGGAAUGGACUUUUUAACUCCGCCUUUACAGAACGCGGGUGUAGGUUAAAUUUCCUUUGUCCAUUAAGGGUAGUCUUGCUUUGCUGUCGAAAAAAAAACCCAAUUAGAUCAUUUAUCUAAAGAUUACACAUUAGAAUGGGGAAACUAAAAAAAGCGAUGCGUGAUCAUGCAUGUUUUCUGUUAGCGGUCUGAGUCCGGCUACAGAUGUGUUUGUUAGCUUCAAUUUGUUAGCAUUUCGUAGAAAUCCCUCCGUAAUUUUGUUUUACCCAAGUUGUACGCUGACAAAGCUCUUGUCGAACUGUAUACGUUCUUAGGUUGGACACACGGGUACAUGUUCGCUGACCCAGAGGUGAAAGACGGUAAAAUUGGUUACAUCACUCACUUGUUCAACCCAGGCCUACACCAAAUCGACCUCAUAGCCAAGGCAUACAAGACCUUUGUUAACGUUUCUGACUACGACUGCACCGGAACUCUGAACUUCGUUUACAGCCCUGUGAACAAACACGCCUUCUUUGAUUGCUUUAGAUCGCGUACCAGGGUUGCACUGUUGGAGAUGAAUCUCACCAAUGACACAAUUGUUCGUAAGUGGAACAUCGCUGGGGUCCCGUAUGUUUCACCCGAUGGCCGCUACAUCGUCGCACUCUACAAAUCUGUCAACGAGUCGACGAACCUGCUCCUUGCUAGUAAAGUUUAUGUGCUGGUUAUUCCUGGCAAGGACAGUGCUACCAUUUUGAAGUCCACAUUAGAUAUCGCUGGUGGCGUGAGCGACCUUGUUUAUUAUGAGAAGGUCGAAAAGAAGGGAAGUUUUAUUGCUUACAUCAGUCUUAUUUACAGCGACAAGAUAGCAGUGCUAGAUCUCGACUCUCUCGACGCUGGAAACCGCCAAAUCAACUACAUCGUGAAUGUUGGAAGCGUAUAUUCGGCACCCGGUAUGCACUCCGUAAGUCGACCGUUGGUAGCAUCGGGUCCCUGGCUUGUGACUCCAGCCACUGCUGACCAAUCCUUUGCCAUCAUCAACAUCGCCACACAAGAGCUGUAUGGGAUGGUAAAGGGCGUGGUUAAGGGUAGGGGGAUGGCAGCAUACUCACCUAGUCCGAAUCCCAUAGGAGCUGGAAGAAGCUUUUGUGGUUCAAAGGCGAUUGUGAUGUUCACCUUGCUGUAUACUCUGUACAUGUUGAUGGCCGGCUAA